This is a messenger RNA of Toxoplasma gondii ME49, 14961 nucleotides long. RefSeq lists its product as hypothetical. NCBI's taxonomy places the organism in Eukaryota, Apicomplexa, Conoidasida, Eucoccidiorida, Sarcocystidae. The record is from RefSeq and is a predicted model, not a curated record. The transcript has 6 exons. Bases 1 to 14961 code for a protein of 4986 amino acids.
AUGCGCAUGCAACCGGAGGAGAGAGAAGACCCAACUGCCCACGACCAGGGCUGGGACUUGGCUCGGCAGCUCGCGGCUGUCUCCGCCAGCGUGGAUAGUUUGUGCAGAAGGGCAGAGAGAAGAGUGACCGAGAGCGAGCUGAAGAAGGAGACACUCGCGCCGUCUGUGCCACCGCUGCUUGUCGAGCGCCUUCGCUCUCUUCUCCACAGUGAUGGUUUGCUUCCUCCACUUUCCGAGUCUGCCGGGGACGCCGGUGGCUCUCAGUCUCGAGCCCAGGCCUCCCAGAAAGAGCGAAGUCUCGAGAAGUUCGUCGCUGGUUACUGUUCACUUUCGCCUCUCUGUUCUGAGGUGCUCACGCUUCUCCAGCUUCUUCUCUUCAAAGAGACAGGGGCGUCCUUUCGGAGUGAGGACAGAAAGCAGAAAGGCGCCCCGGGGCAGGCGGACGGCGACUCCCGACUGGAGAAGAAGCUCCAGAGGGACUUGGAGGAGCUGAGUGAGCUUUUGCUCUCCUUCCUCUGCUCUAUAUUUGAACAGGACUCCCUGGACACUGCAGAUUUCCGUACCUGGCACACUCGCCGCAAGGUCUCUGCGGCUGUGACAGCGCAGGCUUUUCUCUCUUCUCUCGGCCUCUUUCUCUCUUCUUCUCCUUCGACCUCCUCCUCUCUCCUUCCACCCUCGCCGCUUCUGCGGCUGCGUUGUCUUCAACUGCUGCGGGCUGCCGUCGCAGUGCCCCACUCGCCUGCGGCCUUCAGCGUCGCCGCGGCCCUGGGCGCCCACGCCUCUUCGGGCGCGGAGACAGAGAGCGGAGACAGGCUGCUCUUUGCGGGACUGGUUGUUGCUCUCGAGGGCCCCCAGUCGAAGCUUCGUCAGACUAAGAAGCAGCCGGGGAACUCGCGAGGAGGUGGGCUGUGGCCUCCUCCGCUGGCCUGCAACGCUGCGCCAGAGGAGACUCUUCCUGUCUCUCCCCACAAGGUCAGAUGCGGCCGGCGAAAUGUCUCCUCGAUCUCCCGCCUCCUGACUCCGGAGGCGGGGCGCUGUCGCCACCACACAGACUCGGCCUUGGGUCCUGAGGCGUCACGGGCCUUGUCUCCGACCGAGGUCGCGGCGGCUGUGAGGAGACUCACUCGUGAAACAGUUGGGAGCGGAGAAGAGACACCCGGGAGGAUGUGUGAAGCGGUGCCGAUUCGGUACGCGCUGCGCCAAGAAGCGCUUUGCCUCCUGCUCAACCUGCUGCUUCACAGAGACAAAAGUGUGGGGUUGGCCCUCCUGCAGCGGCCUCCGCCUCGGGUGCAAGCAGUUCCUUCUCCCCUCUCGGGCUCGCCUUCCAGCGCUUCCUCGCCAGCUGCGCAGCGACCGGCAUCCGCGGUGGAUCUGCUCAUCAAGGCCUUUCUGCCUCUUCGGUUCGACCGGCGACAGGAUGCACUGGUCUGGCUUCUGGGCUUUCGACGGGCGCUCCUUGACUUGGAGACACGCGCGCGUCUUUCCGCGGCGUUUCGAGCCUCAGCCGGAGGCCGACGAGGCGGCAGAGAGAGGAGUCACUUCUCGGAGGUUUUCAACAAAGGGGAGAAGGGCGGCCCUGGAGAAGAAGACAGCUUUCGAGCGGCUGUCGAGGAGACCGGCUCCCGCGGAGAAAGGCCUUCCGGCCCGGGGGGCGCCAACCCUGUGGGGUGGGUUUGGAGACGCCUGGCGACAGGCCCGGUCCUCCACGCUCUCGCACACUUGCUGCAUGCCUUCACGAGCCGAGAGAGCCUCGAGCAACUUCUAGGACCUCUCGGUCGGCAAAUGGAGGAGACAGCGAGACACGCAGAAGUAGACGAAGACGACGCCUGCACGGGAAGCCAAGGGGGCGAGGUCCCCCAGAGGACAGAGGGAAGCUCAGAAGGUAUCCACAGUUUGGGUGCUCUUGAAUGUGGAAGUGAUGUGCACGCAAGUGGGCAGGGGACGGGAAUGCCUCUCGGAGCGGACAUCGGUUUUGAUGUUGGUCUUUUGCCUUCGUUGUGUCUCUCGUCCGAUGCCUCCUGUUCCUCGCCUUCUUGGCUGCUCCAGAGUCUUCUUCGAGAUUUUAUUUUCUCUGCGUUUCCGACCUCUGCUCCCAGUUCCGCUCCCUCAGCGUCGUCGCCUCGGCCUGCACACUCGCCACCUUCUUCUGCACAGGCCUCCCUGGUCUUGUCCUUCUUGCAUGCGUUGCGGCCUGUGUUUCUUCCGCCGCAGCAAGAGUUGCUUUUGUCUCUGCUCGCCGCUUAUCCGCUCGAGUUGCAGACGCGUUUCCUGGAGACGUUUUCAGCGCUGCAUCUCGCGGCGCGUUCGUCUGUUCAGUUUGCUCUUUCUCACUUCCUUCUCUUUCGUCUCCUGAUGCUUCCUCUCAAGCGCCUCCGGGCUUCACCCGCUAUCCUGGAUUCGCUCCUACCUCCGCUCCCGCCGUCGUCUCCGAUCUUCUCUCCGCCCCCCGACGGAGCCUCUUGCCUCGCCACUGCGGCAGAGACGCGUCGGGCAGCCGAGACACUCGAGGCUGCUGCGAAGGUCCAGCUGCAGGAGAUGGCGGUAGCGGAGAAGAGGCGCCAGGUGAUUCAGCCGCUUCUCUCGCUAAUGUCGCCUCCCGGUCUUCAGCUCCGACAACACCUGACGGCGAGUCUCCUUCACAGUUCCCUCUCUGUGAACUUCUUCGGGUUCGUCCUUCUACGCGUUGCCUGUCGUCUCUUCCAAACCGUCGGAGAGGCCCUCGUUCAGGCGACACAGGUCCACGAAGCGGAGUGGGGUGGCGACGGUCGCGGCGCGCUCUCCCGCCUCCUCAAAGCGGCGAUGCGAGAGCGGCUGCCUGACGAGAAAACCGUGUUGAACUGUCUGAAGAAGCUGGAACAGCGUUUCCGCGUCUUUCAGGAAGAGGCGACCUCGACGAAGAAGCGGAAAAAGAAGGUGCGGGUCGUCUGGGAUGUCGACGCUUGGGACGCAAACGCCCGUUGGCCCACGGACGAGGCCUUGGUAAAGGAGCAGGUGGACAAAGACUUGAAGGGCCGCAGGAGCCGCAAGCACGAAGGCGGCGAUACGCAGGGUUCUGCCUCGACACGCCACACGACAGAAAAAGGGAAGCAGAAGGCGAAAGGAGAGGAAGAAGACGAAGAUUUAGAUCUUCAUUUGGGCGGACUCGACGACGCCAGUGACGAAGACAGAGACACCAUAGAAGAAUCAGACACGGAGGAGACACAGGGCGAUGAAACGUCUUCGCCAGGUGGUAGGGACGACGCAGGAGGGUCGCGCAAGGCCGAUGUCGUGACUUCUCUUUCGCUUACGCCUGCGUUCGUCCUGAACCUCUCUCUAAGUCUUCUCCAUUCUCUCUCCCCUCGCAGGGGCCUGCCUUGGUCUGGAGAAGGUCGUUCCGACGCCGUCGGGCUUCUGGGCUGGCCCUCCGCUUCUUCGCCUUCUUGCCUAGCGCCGCGUGCAGCAGGGGGGACUGAGGAAACUGAUGCCCGAGUGCAAACAAAUGGUGGAACUACGCCCCUGGCUCUUCUACUCAGCUGUCUGGACGUCGCGCAUUUGUACCAGACGCUUCUGCUUCCCCCCGGCGGAUUUUCCUUAGACUGGUCUCGGCUGCUUGUAGCCCCGUCUCGAUCGCUCGCUUCUCCAUUCGAGCGAGACCAGGGCGGCAGCGGCUCCGCUUCCCUGACCGGCGUCCCGUCCCCGUCGGUUUGGGCUCUAGAGCCCAAGGCGGGGGCCGCGGUCGUCGCCCUGGGUCUCCAGGCACUUGGCGGCGGCGACGGCCUCGAAGGGCUUCGCUUCGGCUUUCUGGCCGGGUCGACGAUGUCGAAACAGACGAUGAUCUUUUUAACGCAGCUGCUGUUUCAGUGGCGCCUCUCGGUUCUGAAAGAAGAGUCGGAGCAGCUUGCUCUUGAACACUCUCCUGGGAGCAAACCGAGGAGUCUUCGAGAGAGCAGCUUGUCGGAGGAGCUCUUGGGCCUUUUCUUUAGAUGUCUCUCUCUGUCUCCACUCUUUGAGACUGACAUCAUCAACGAGCUGGCAGUCUGGGUGGCUGCGCUGGCUCCGCUGGCUCCGCGCCAACCCAAGGCUGCUUCGUCCGACUGCAACUUCUGUUUCCGCUGCGCGGCUUCUUACUUCCUGGCGAUCGUGAAGUUCGCUAUCGAGAAGCCUCUUCUUCUUCUGUCGCAGAAGACUCCGGCGUUCUCUCCCGUCGGUCCACACCGCGUCGAGGAGACAGCAGGCGCCACUCCCGGAGUGUCGCUGUUCGUUCGCGCCCUUCUUGCCCACCUCUCGCUCGCCCCAGAAUGCAACCGAGGCAAGCCACUGUACGUGGAUGUCUCUGGGCCUUCGCUGUCUCUGUUCCUGUCUCCGGACGCGCUGUCGCUGUCGCAUGCAGACUCCUGCCCGGCAGCCGCUCCGUCAACUGCAAAGAAAGACACUGCCUUCUGCGUGGACAGCAUCGGCGCCUGGGUCUCCCGCGGCCUUCUCGCGCUCCUCGCCCUGAGGCCCUGUCUCCUGGAGCCCGUGAGACGUCUCCUCGACCGCCAGAAGCCGUGGCGAGUCGUCGGUGCGGCUUUGGGCGCCGGAAAAGACGGCGCCGACAAAGGCGAUGAACCGCCAGGCGAGGAGAAGCAUAAGCAGAAGCAAUCGAAGAAGAGGACGCGUGAGGAGAGCGUGGAAAGAGAAGAGAAAGGGGAGUCGAAGGAAGCUGCAGAUCGACUUGGAGACGCAGAAACCGAGCGAGAACGAGGAGGAGGAAGUGCAGAGAAAGAAAACGCCAUUGUAGCACUACGGAACACAGCAUCUCGACAUCCACUGUAUCCGCGAAUGAACGAUUGGAGACGCCGCCUCAGCAGAGUCCUUCGGGAGGCGUCGUGGCUCGCGAGACAGGAACAAGAACCUGUUGAGCAGUAUGGAGUUCUUGAUCUUCAAGGGUCGCAGGGCUGUGCGUUGGCUGAAUCGGGCGACGGAGAGAGGGACAUCGUCCUUGAAGAAGCUUCUCGCUUCCUUCCUUCAGAGCGGCUUCUCUUGGCCCUAGGAGACCUCGACGCCUCGCUGGGAUUCGGCACCUCCGAGGCCGAGAGCGGCAUUCAGAUAGACGGAGCAGGUGGUGCAGAGACUGCGUUAUCUUCCGCGUCGACUGGGCCGACGCUCGAGUUCGUCCUGCGGCAGAUUCACCCGUCGCGGGCUCUGGUGGGCGUCUCACCCGGCGACUCAGAGAGGAGGAAGAAUGGCCUUUUCCGUCGCGAUCUCGAGUCUCUUCCUGCGUCCGCGCAUGCACGUUCUUGCCCCCGCUCGCCACUCCAACCGCCUGUCGCCCGUCCUCUGGCCCUCGCGCCGGACGCGGCAGCCGCGGCGCGGUCGAACGUAGGGUGUCUCCUAGGUCUCUGGGCGUCGUGUCUUCGCCACCAGACAAUUCGAUUGUCUCUCGCGCCUGCAGAGACAGAGAGAGAAACCCCCACAGGGGAGUGCGUGGCUUCCACCCUGGAAAAGCUGUUGGAGACCUUCCACCUCAUCCAGCGUCUAAGCGAGAGAGCGGCGCCAACCUCUUUCCCCGUGUGUCUCUCCAAAGGGAUGCAGCCUUGCCCGGUUGCGAGUCGCGCGCUUCAGGAGCGAGGCGCUCUGUCGAGAGUCUGUGCACCUUGUGGGACAUCUGAUGGAGACUGCGGAAACCUUGGUUUACCGGAUGCAGACGCUUCUUGGAUUUCUGCAGAACCGGGUCUCAACUUCUCUUCUCCACUCGCGCGAGCGUCGCCUGCAGAGAUUUGCGACUGCUCUGUCUUUGCUUGUUUGCUGAAUUCUGCCGGCAGUCAGGGCAUCAACGGGCGUUCCUUGGAGCGGCUCGCCGAACGCAAACUGAGGGAGUCCGCGCUGGGAGCCGAGACGCGCCGCGCGGUUUCCGCGGAAGAAGACGCGUCGGGGGAAAAAGACAGAGAGCACUUACGAGCAGCGAGGAAGAAGAAGAGAGAGACAGGGGACAAGGCGAAAGGAGAGGAAGGCGAGACGACGGUCCUGAGGAUCGCCCUGCUCAGCUGUACGUACAUCACCACCGUGUUGAUCGAGGCGGCUGCAGGUGCCUGUCGAAGAGAGAACAGUGGGUGGGGACAGCAGUGGUUCCUCCCUCCGCAGAAGAGAGACAGCUCAGGAUUUCUCGCUGUUGCCAGGCGACUGAUCCCUCUUCUCCUGACGCAGGUGGCCAUCCCUCUGAGCCGUCUCGCGGCCCUGGAGCAGCGGAGGCAGUUGCUCGGCUCGCGACUCGCGCGGGAGUCAUCGGGGCCAGGACGGAGACAGACGGGGGAGGAGUGCGACCCGGAUUCACGGGUGUCUCCGUCGGCGCUCCAAGUGCAUGCGCGCGAGACGCUCGAGCGCAUCUGCGCCGCCGCAGCGGUGUGGGGUGUUGAACAAGAGACAGUUCUCGCUCCAGCUGUCUGCUUCUUACAUGGCGCCUCGGCACAGGACUUCACCGCGGGAGCAAGGAAGGAGGCAUCGAAGAAACGUGGAGGGCGAGGGGUCUGUUCUAGGCAGGAGGAAGACGAAACAGAACAAGAGAGCAGACUCGAGUCCAAAGGAGAAAGGCGAAGGGGAAGCGGCGCCAUCUAUGCCUCAGGUCCCGGAGCCCGUUUUCCGGCUUCGCUUGAGGGACGUUGGCCCUUGGAUUUAGUUGAAAUGUACAUGGAGACGUUUGGUUACGGUAAGACGUCUGUCGGAUCUCUUCAGCCGUUUCGGGAGAUGUAUACAGAGGAGAAGUCGCUCUCCUCGUCACUCUUCUCACCGUCUUCCUUAUCUCGUCCUCUGGACACAGCGGAGAUUCGUCUGCUCCUCGUUCUCCUCCAGCGCGGGUCAGAGCCUGGAGGUGCGUCGAAAUCUGAAGAGAAGAAUUGUGGCCUCCCUCGCGCCGUCACUGACUCCUGUACAGACACCCGAGAGGAGUUGCAACACCGCGCCAGAAUCGCAAAGCUGCUUGUAAGGCUCCUGGACGCUCUGAGGAAAUCGCGUUUCCGUGGAACUGGCGGGUCACUGCCAGCUGUCGAGACACCUGAGCUGGACGAAGGGCAGAAGGAAGAGGCCAAAGACGAAAUCAAAAACUCUGGAGAGAAACUCCGGAGGGCGACUUUGCGUACUUUCGACACCCUACAAGUUGUCUAUGAGAGACAGCUGGUACAACAGUGCCUCAUGCCAGUAUGUUGGCUUCUCCCCGCCUCUUCGUUAUCUUCCUCUCUUAGCGCAGCUAGCGACUGCGGUGUUUGUACACCUGAGACAGAGGACCCCCGCCUGUGGCGCGUGAUUCAUCCCGGCCUGAGUCGCUUGUUCCACCAUCGCUUCGCAGAAAGUCCGUUUUUUCGAGUGGCUGUCGGCCUCGAGCUCGGCUCAAGAUCCUUCGCGGCGCUCUCCGACGUCACAGCCUCCCCGGUGUUGUCUCCGUCUUUCCUCUUGUCGCAUGCAGAGGCGGCGGUCGUCAGGAAUCAGGAGGGUGGAGGACGCCGCGGCUGUCUCCUGCCUGCCUGGCGCUUCGCGCUGGAGCUCUUGCAGCUAACGGAAAACACCCGGUGUUUGCCUCCUUUGUUCCCUGCUCGGCGGCGCCUCAUUAAGCGCCUCCUGGCAUGCACAGGUCUCACAGGCAAAGGAGAGGCAGGCUUCAAGAAGGCGAAGAAAGAGGAAGAGGAUCAGCAAACAGGACCCGGUGACGAUGCGAAGAGAGAGAAGAAGAUCAAGCAGGCGGCGACGAACUGGGGGGAGUCGAUGCUUCGCAUUGUCCUUCGCGCGUGCGACCGCUCGCCCUCUCAGGGGGUUGAAGCUUUCGAUAAGAGUUCCUCAUUGGACGUCGGUUCUCCGGAGAGUGACGCCGAGCCGCGCUUCUCGCCAGCCACUGAACGGAAGUUGCUGAACGCGGCUCUGGACUUUUACGAGGGCAGAGAGGGAGAUUAUGGAGUCGAGCGUCCAGACAGAUUCUUCGCGGACACCCUGGAGGCGACUGAGAUCAGCCCCUGGGCCUUCUCUUCGCCUUCGCGCGGUCGCCGGCAGAGCGAAGAAAGCGAGGAAGCAGACGGCGAGGAGACCGCGGAGGACAGCGAGGGACAGAAGACUCGAGAGGCGCGAAGCGAUGUCUCGGAAGACACGAACGAGACGUUUGCUCUCUUGCAGCGCGCCGUCUCCGCCAUUCAAAAGGGUCUCACUUCCUUCGCGAACCGAAGCUCGAUCUCUCUUCACGAACAGUUCUUUCUCGACGUCGAAACGCCGCAAGGCUGCGGCCGCUUCGCGGCUCUGGAGGACGGAGGACGCAAACAAGGCGAAGACGAAGAAGAAGCACGAAGGACGCGCGUUGCGCUCCAGAGAAGCGCCGCUCUCUGGAUGGCUGUGGGGCUCUACGAAGCAUCCCGCCGCUGCUCUCAAGAGGCUGGCACUUGCAGAGAUGAGGGUGGAACUUCCGGCGACUCGACAGGGGAAACCUCGUCGGAGAAGAGGACUGCGAAGAAAGACGCGAGCAGUUCCCGGGCAUGCUUCGGGUCUUUCCUUGUCGACGCGUUCGCGGGCAUCUGUUGCCGGCUGGCUGUUGAAGUGUUUUCCGUUGAGCAUGCAGAGGAGACUGUCGCUCGCAGUCUGCUGUCUCCGACUCGUUCUCGCUGGCGUUCCACUCCCGUCUCCCCGCUCGCCGAUGGGAGCCUCUCGGCCGCACUCUCGGCUGCGGCUGCCCACCUGCUCGAGCGCCUCGAGAAUCUGCAGGAGUUGCUCGUUCACGAGUGGCCAGCGGGAACAGAGAGCGGAAACCAGGCAACGGCCUCUCGCCAUCGACUUGGCGAAAAAACAGAACUGCCUGUGGUGGACUUCCUCGCUCAGCUGCAGCUCGCAGUUUCCCUCUGGCAACUCCUGCGUCGCCUCCCGGUCUCAGAGUGCGCCGCGAAAUCCUCCCGCGAUGCUCCCUCGUCUUCUCUCUCUUCUUGUCUCCCUUCUUCUGUCUCUGCGUCUCCAUUUUCUGCUGCGCUCCGACGGAAGGCCGACCGCUGCAUGUUGCGCCUCGCUCGCAGUUUCUGUCGGCGGCCCGGUGGCACGAGGAAGCUGGACGAGGUGGCGACUCUGCUGGCUUCUGCGUCGGGGUCCGACGUCUCGCGUCAAGCGGGAGAGGAGGAAUGUUUGCACCCGAAGAAGCUUCUGGCUUCUUCUCGCUCUCGCGCUGCGCUCUACGCGAGGGCCUGGUGCCUCACCUACCUCCCAGUGUGGCGCGCUGGCUUGGUGGCGGCGGCGGCGUUGCCUGCCAAGGCGAGUGAGGCCCGAACAGACGAGAAGGAGGAGACGGCAGAAGGCGACGAACAGACGCUCAGGCGGAAGCGCGUCUGGACUCUCGCAGAGGAAAUGCUCCACUCCGACGCUCUCUGGCAACUCGCUGCUGGCCUCCGAUUCCUCUGCUUGGCUGCAUGCAAGAACGGGGUGCGACAGGAGCUGAAAGGAGUGGAAGAGCGAAGCCGUGGAACUGUCGGACGCAAAGGCGAGGAGAGGGACGCGUUGAAGGAGGACAAGCAGGAAGGACCAGGUGCAAAAGGUGAAGGAGGCGGAGGAGACGAGUUCGACAGUGGACAGGGAUGGCAAGGGCGAGACGCCAGCCUCGAGGCCUCAGGGGAUGCGCUACAGACUGCCUUGCUCCCCUUGAUUCACUGUCUUGGUCAAGAACUGCUUCCGACGUACUAUGCGGCUUCCUCUGAGAAGCAGCGAAAGGCAGAGAGAGAACACACGGACGGCACAAGUGGAGAGGAGAACUUGGGGGAGUGGGCGGAAUUCAACGACGCCGAUGGGGACUACGGAUACGACGACGUUGCCGACGAAUACGAGAACAACUCCAGAAGAGGAUACGGAAAGAGCGGGAAGUCGAUUUUCUUCGACGACGAAGAGGAGGAAGCGCGAGAAGCGGGUCACCGGAAACGGGAAGCGGCUGGGCUAGCCGACGAGACUUCCACCGAACGGCAUUUGUCUCUGUUAAUCGAUAUCUUGCCAAAGGAGCUGUAUGCGUUGUUUGCGUCUUUAUACGGCGCUUCCGCGUCGUUCGCAGACCUCUGUCUUCGCGACAUUUUCACCGCAGAUCGGGCGGAGGUGCGUGAGGUGUACAUACACUCGAGCUUCGCGUUUACUGCGCAACGCGCCGGCGAGGGACUCGCUUCGGACGCCGGGAGUCUGGCGGGUCUCCUCCCCGUCACAGCCUCACUUGCUUGGAUGGCGCGUUUGCCUGAGCCCCGAGAAAGGCACAGACAUGGCGAACUGAACAGACGAGAGGGCGACGACGAAGGCGAAGACGCUUUGCUUCUCCUUCUCAGUUUUCUGCGUCACGCGGAGGAGUGCUUGGGAUUUGACGGGGAAGACGAGCGAGUCCCGAAGCGCCGAAAGGCAUGGAAACGGAAGGAAACGAAGGACUCUCUGUUGCACGCAUGGACGCUCGAUUCCUUCCAGGCCUUUCUCACGGAAUGCGAGGAAGCGGCACCUUCUUCCUCUCUCACUUCUGUCCUCGUCGCAGCGCUCGGGACUCAGCAGUCGACCUCCCUCGACUGGCUCGGCCUCAAUCCGAACCGCAUGCAGGAGACGCUCGACGCGUUCCCCUUCAGUGCCUCCCUCCAAAGGCCUCUGGACUCUGGUCUCGAGUUCGCUGUUCGAGGCAACGAUGUGUGGGGUCGUCCUGGAGAUUCCGGCGGCCAGGCCGACAGGUUGGGCGGCGCUCAAAUCGCGGCUCGCCAGACAACUCGCGCGACGUCUUUGGGUGUAUGUACACUGCCUGCGACGCCCCUGGAUGUCCCUGGGUCCUCUGGCGGGUGUACAUACACCACAGACCCGGCCGCGCGCGAUACACGUUGGGGUCAAGAUGCUCUGUUUCGGUUUUUGUCUCGGACGCAGACAGAAUCCGAGGCGAUCCACCCGCUGACUUGUCGGCCUUGUUUCGCGCUGGCGACCUGGCUCGGAGACACAGCGUUUUCGUCCUUCGCUCCCCCCCCAUGCGACGAGGACGAGAGAGCGAAAAGCAAAGCGAGGCUGGAGACAGUUGGCGUCUCGACCACAGGGUACGACAUAGCCUACCUCGUUCCAUUUCUCACAGGACGCCUCGUUGCGGCCUGCACAGUGCUCUUGUAUCAGAUGCGAGAUCCCCGCGAAGUCGAGGCUCGCGGGACCGCCAACGGAGACGGCCUUGUCGACGUCGAGCCUGCAGAGGUAGCCGCUCUCCAACAGGGGCGAGACUCCACGCUGCCAUGCCUCGCGGUUCUCGCCAGACGCGCAUGCGCCACGGCGCACCGGUGGCUGCAGUCUCAGCGAGAGAAGACGGAGCUUCAGCAGGCAGGGGCCUCGGAGCGGAGACGCCGCCGAAGGCGACGGAGACUCGCUGACGCAGAGGAAGACGAUGGAGAACUGGGGUACGCAGAAGAGGAGGAGGAGGGUGCGGGCGCAAGUGUGUCAGCGUCACCCGAGGAAGAGACAGACAGCUGGUUGCUCGCCGCCUUCGAUCUCGAGGAGCUGGAUCACGCAACCGACCGGGUGUGGACAUUUUUAAACGCAGCUCGCCAGCUGCAGACUCGCCAGCGCAUGCGCCGCGACCAGAUCACUAGACUGAAGGCGGCGGACGAAGAGAAUCUCGACGGAGGCGAAGUCGAUCCUGAGGAAGUCGACGGAGACGACGGACGAUGGCUGGCGGUCGAAGAACUGGAGCACGAAGAUCAGGCAGAAGCCGCAUUGGCGCAGUGGGCUGAAGAGCGACAACAAAUUGAUCAGCAAGGCGCAUGGCUUAGGAAAUUCGCCUCUGGAGGAGGCCUGCAAAUCCUCUUCAUGGCCCUCUCAGCAACGGACGAGGAUCUGCGGAGCGCCGCGUUUCACGGACUCGCCGUUUUCUCGCACUUGCUGCGUCUUUCUGCGGACUUGACUCUUCUGCAUACCUUUGCGGAGAAACAUUUUCUGCUCUCGAAGAUUGCGACGCUCUCGACCUCCCUCGCGGCGGCAGCGGGCGAGGGCGCUGGGUCUGCGCCAGGCGGCGAGGGGUCGACGAACCUGCAGAAAUCUUCUCUCUUGUCGGCAAAAAAGAGGAAGUUUGUGCGGCAGUUGGAGCAGCACAAAAGCGUCUUCGCCUUCAGAGAACUCAGACAAGUUCAACUGCUCCUCGCGGCGGUGUGCAGCAGCGUCGAGCCCCCAACAAGCGCCGAACGGGCGGAGACAGGAGACACCCGAGUAGAAGAAGAGACUAGUGUAGGCAUGGCCAAAGCAAAAAGAAGACGAAGACGCGCGGAGCUCGACGACGAGGAGGAUGAGGCCCAGGAAGAAGUGGAAGGAUGGACAGAGACGGAAUCGCGAAGCUCGAAGCAGGAAAGAGCGACAGGGAACGACGCGGCAUUGUGCCCCGCGGCCCUGCAUCCGAUUCUGACCGCCUUCGCGGCGUCUGCGGUACCGUUUCUGCUGCAGCCGGAGCAUCCUCUGUUUUCGCUUUUGAACGACUUUUUGCUCCAGCGCUCGAGUCUUUCUUCUCUCCUCUUUUCUCGCGGAGACUCACCCUUCCUCUACCUGCCUGCGAGGGCCGCUUCCUCCUCUUCCUCAGCGCAUCACGCCCCAGGCUUGGGCCGUGUGUUUUCUUCUUUUCUUUUCUCACCCGUCUCUGUCUCUUCUCUCCAGCAGAAACAGUUCGUCCUCACGUGUCUCCUGCGGGCGCUGGCGGCGUCGGCCUGUCCCGCCUGGCCUCCCGGUCUCCCCGCAGGCUGCACUCGGCGAGCGGACUCGGAGACAGUGUCUCUGCUUCUUCCUCCACCAUCGGUCUUCCUCUAUGCGUCGUCGCCUGCUCUCUCGUUCGCCUCCGUCUCCUCGCCAUUCCUCCCGGGUGUCUUCGCAGCUCUCCGGCUGGCUGUACAGCUGCCUCAAGGCUUCCUGAGUCAGCUCGUUUGCCCCGGCCCCACAGGCCCGACCGCGUUGCCGAUUGCAUGCUGGAACGCAUGCGCGCUCCUGCAGCGGCACACCCUGAUUCCUUGGCUUCUCCACCACAUGCGUCUGCUUCUCUUUCCUCCGGUGUCUCCGUUCUCUCUUUCCACCUCCUCGUCCGUGACUUCCUCUCUUUCUUCUUCAGUCUCUUCUCUCGCCUCCUCGUCUCCCUGGACGGCCUUCCUCGACGCCUGCCUCGCGCAGACCCAGCCUCUGCCUCGACUGGCGGCUGGUCUCUUGUCUCUGUCCCUCGCCGAGUGCUUGGAGGCAAACACGGAGUCGCCAGACAGUGUACUCCGGACGUUCGCGCGCCAGCGACGGGAGGCGCUCCCCGUGGCUCGCGACACCCUUGCGUUCCUCGCUUCUUUGCUGGAUGCUUCUCUCCUCGCUCCUCCGCUCCCUUCGCGAUUCGCUGCAGCGCGCCAGGCGGCGGCUUCCUCCACCCGAGCGGUCUGGGGUUCUCAGGAAACGGCGGAGGAGACGGACGCAGAGAAACGUCGAAUCUCGUUUGGUGAACGAGACGUUUUUCUGGAGCCCUUUGAUACUGCGUGGAGAAGAGAAGUCCUCUCGCGGCUCCUCCGGCUGUUUGCCCGGACAGAAGGGGUAGACACCACUGGAGACAGCUUCUUGGGAGAAAAGACAUCGAAGAGUCUCGAGCCGACGAAGGAGGUGACGAAGGCAAGUCUAGCGGGCGGACAACGGGAGAAGGCCUCGGACGGGGGCGUCGCGCCGCCGCGUCUUUUCGCAACUGUCUCUGCUCCCGAGCACCAUGGGGAUGUCCUUCUUCUUCCGCAGGUUGCCGCAUGGCCCGUGUGCAUGGGUCUUUCGUUUCCCCUGCCUUCAUCCUCUUCCUGCGGUGCCUCUGCGCUGGCUUCUUCUCCUCUCGGUGUCCAAGUGACGCUGCUGCGAUCGCGGCUCCUGGGUCUUCGUCCGCCGUCGCCGCUGUCUCCUUCUGUCCCCUCACUCGCCCUGGGCUCGAGCCCCAGGCUUCCCGCAGGCGGAAACGAGGCACAAGUGUCUCCUGUGCGUGUGCAGGCGAGCGCAGAAGGCAUCACGCUGCUAGCUUCGAUCUUCGACUUCCUGCGUUGUCUCGUCCGUCUCUGGGUUGCCUGGACAGUUUCUGGACCCUGUCUUGCUUCGCUGCGAGCUGCAGCCUCUUCUGCCUCCUCGAGCGUCGGGUGCGAGACGCCAGGAGGGCGCAGAGCCGCAGACGCCAAGUUUUGUGCUGAGAGCCGCGACGCCUUCGAGGCAGACGAGGCGCGCACAGCGGCCCGAAGUCUCUUUGGUCUCUGCUGGAAACUCUGCUGGUGCGCCUGUUCUCUGUUUCAGCCUGCGCCGUCGUUCUCUUCGUCUCCUCUCUCCGGUGUGCGGGAUGACCUCCCGGAGACACACGCCGCAGGUGGAGCCUCGAGCGUCUCGAAGAAGCAGAAGAAACGCUCGAGGGAAGAGACUGUGGGGCUUGAAGCGACAGAGACAGAUCGUGGCGGGCGCGAAACUCAAGGACUUCUCAGGCCGCUGCUCUCGCCACUGCAAAGGGCGAGACUCGAACACCUGCGACAAGCGGCGAGUGCAUGCGUUGAGGAUCUCCUGACCCUCUGUGAGGCUGCCGCGUUGUCUGCAGCAAGCCGUCCGAGGAAGGAAGAAGAAACCGGAAUCCAUCUGAAAGACAGAGAAGGCACGGAACCGUGGACGCUGCCAGUCCUCGCGAAACAGAUCAAAGGGGGCAAUGCAGGUGCCAGGGAAGACGACUCUACGUUGACGAAGAGGGUCAUCGAGAUGCUAGCGGAGGAUGAAACGAGCAUGCAGAGCGAGGGAGACACCUGCCGCGGAGGCGAGAUGAAGAAGGAGUCUCCUUGUUUCUCCGUUAGGAGACAGACGCUCGCGAAAAGAGAAGAACUCCUUAUGCAGUGGCUGCACAUCUGGUGUCUCUUGAAGACCCAAGGAGAGACUGCCAGUUCAGGGCUCGUGUGUGGGGUGUCGCAUGCAGAUGUCUCUUGUCGUUCUCCUUCUCGCCUGGUGAGAUACAUUAAAUGCAUGUCCUCUGAGACCUGGCUGGCCUAG